AUGGAAAAAUAAAUGCGAGAGACAGAAAUUUUCUUUUAAACUGAUGAAGAAACUGAUAGCUAGAGUAUCUAAACCUAAGAAAUCUUUAAUUAAGAUUUGUAAACAUCUACAGAGUAGACUUCAGUAAAAUCUUAAAUUUAAAUUGCAAAAUCUAUGAAUUAAAUCAGAAAUCAUAGAGACAGCUUAUAUGAUAACUUAAAUCUAGAUAAUUUAGAAGACAUAUUUGUUGAAAGAUAAAGUAGUAUGAAUAGCAAUAACUAGACUAAUAUUAAAUCUAUUGAUCCUGUUAAAAACAAUAAAUAUUUUUAAAAAGAUGACUAAAUUUAUACUAACUAUUAAAAUGAAUAGCAAUAAAAAGAACAUGGGGAUUGGUCAGAAAAUUCAUAUGAAAUAAAAGAAUUGUGUUAUUAGAAUUCUGAAAUUACAGAUAGCUAAAACAAUUUUAAUAAGCUUUAAAAUUAAAAAACUCUUAAUAUACAAAUAAUACCUGAUUCAACUUAAGGUGAUUCCUCUUAAGUUAGCUUGUAAGAGAUAGAAGACAAAGUUAGAAAUAAAUCCAAUAGGUUUACAAUAAAAAAUAAUUAAAAUAAUUAAGAAGAUAAUAGCUAAAGUGAUACAGAUGAGCAAGAGAAUUUUAAUAAAAAUUAAACCUCAAAUAAUAACAUUAAAAAUAUGGAAUUUAUCAAUGCGUAGAAUUAAAUAAACAAAAUAGAAAAAUAAGAAAAAUUAUCAUCUAAUAAAAUAAAUAAAAAAUCUUUUUCAAACUAAGAAAGUAAUAACUUUUUAAAUGAUAACAAAAGAAAUAAUUCUGAGAUAUUUACAUCUCUUUCUAAGUAAAAUGGAAGCUAAGAAAAAAUACUAAAUGAGUUAAUUUAGUUAAACUAAGACUAACUUUAAAAAAAUGAAGACCAAAAUAUUAGAAAAUAAAAAUUUUCUCUUAAUAACAAAGAUUUCUAACAAUUAAGCACUUAAAUAUUUUUAGAAUAAUCUAAUUAAAAUGUAAUCAGAAAAAUUUGUAAGAUGUUAAGUAUGCAAGGAAGUAAAAUCUUCAAUAUUAUUGAUUAAUAACCAUCUGAAUUUAAAAUAGUUUCUGGUGAUUUUAUUUUAAAAAACUUUGAUGUAAUCUAAAAUUACAAAAAAUUUUUUCCACAUAAUAAACUCACAUUCUAUUAUUGA
Messenger RNA from Tetrahymena thermophila SB210, 1176 nucleotides. RefSeq names its product cyclic nucleotide-binding domain protein. The transcript is spliced from 4 exons. NCBI's taxonomy places the organism in Eukaryota, Ciliophora, Oligohymenophorea, Hymenostomatida, Tetrahymenidae. The record is from RefSeq and is a predicted model, not a curated record.